UUUCAGCUCACAGACCAAAUUCAACAUGUGGUUAGACACAUUAUACUGGUCUGUGAUUGGUGUUAUCGAUGUUCUUGCGAUUCUUUUCAACGCAUUUCUCAUCUAUUUGGCUUUAUAUCGUACCCCAAAAAUGGUCAGAGUAUACACUACACUAAUUAUUAAUUUGGCUUUUACCGACUGCUGCUCCGCGUUUUUAAACUUUUUUGUUCAACAGAGAAUGAUUCCAACUGCAUUUACAAUUGGAUAUAUUUCAAAUGGAUUCUGUAAAUAUUUCGGGUAUCGAGUUUGUUUUUUCAGUCACAACCUGAUGGCUCAUUUCAUAGUUCAUUCCAAUUAUUCUCUUGUUUUAUCAUUUGCAUAUCGAUAUUAUAUUCUUCGAAAACCCGAACCCCAACGGAAAACUGUUCUUAUAGUUUUAUUUUUGACGUAUCUACCAUCAUUCUUGCAGUUGAUCCUGUAUCAAUUUGCCGAAUCUGAACCAUUGGCAAUCAUUGCACUCCUUCAACCAUAUCACCCAAAAUACAAUUUCACAGGAUUAACAGUCAGCGGUGUUGCCGAUAUUCGAAGUGUUUAUGCAUUGUAUAAAAUUCUACAAAUGACAGUUAUGACUAUUCCGAUUUUCUCAACGAUUUUGUAUUUGAGAAAGAAAAUAAUUGAUAAACUACUCUAUCGCGGGGUCAAUAUUUCCCUGAACACGAAAAGCUUGCAUUCACAAUUGUUAAUGGCUCUAACAUAUCAGGCACUACUUCCAACUCUCUACUCGAUCAACGUUGUAAUGUACGUACUGGAACAGUCUGGCAUCUAUGCUUCUCCUUUUUUCGAGAACUUUAUAAUGUCUGGCUUGGUUCUAAUACCAUUUUUCUCCCCAUUUACUUCAUUUUUCUUCUUUUCUCCUUACAAGCGUAUUGUAUUAAGAAUUUUGAUCAGGAAAUUGAACAAACGCCAAGUUGCCAUGUCAGAGACUGGCCCUGGAAGUUUUCCUAUUUGAGAAUUGUUUAUAAUUUAUUGAAAUUUGUUCCUAGUGAAAUCACCAAAGUUUUUCUCAAAAAAGUUC
Molecule: messenger RNA, 1054 nt
Organism: Caenorhabditis elegans
Lineage: Eukaryota; Metazoa; Nematoda; Chromadorea; Rhabditida; Rhabditidae
Gene: srd-10
Product: Serpentine Receptor, class D (Delta)
Exons: 4
Coding region: 26-988 (320 amino acids)
Cellular component (GO): membrane
Source: RefSeq, marked reviewed